This is a messenger RNA of Aphanomyces invadans, 1039 nucleotides long. RefSeq lists its product as hypothetical. Gene Ontology annotation, biological process: mitochondrial citrate transmembrane transport. The record is from RefSeq and is a predicted model, not a curated record. NCBI's taxonomy places the organism in Eukaryota, Oomycota, Saprolegniomycetes, Saprolegniales, Verrucalvaceae. The transcript is spliced from 4 exons. Bases 12 to 917 code for a protein of 301 amino acids.
AUUCAACCAAGAUGGCCAACGACGCUUCGGCGUCAGCCACUACCCACCAGCUCUCGAUCAGCGCGCGGACGCCGCUGACGGGUCUGCAGCAUGCCGCCAUCGGUUCUGCCUCUGGUAUCUUUGAAGUGUGCUGCCAGCAGCCUCUGCUGUACAUAAAAAACUGCAUCCAGCAAAACCAACCGAUCUCGUUGCGGCCGUCAGUGCUGUACCGCGGCGUAGGUGUCAUGUGUGUGUCCAUCGCGCCAGUGUCUGGCGUCCAGUUUGCCGUCAACGGUAUGCUUUCGUCGUACUUGCAACAACUUGGUGGCGACGUGGCGUCCAGCGACACGAGUCGCAUUGCGACAGCGUCGUUUGCCGGGAUUUGCUCCUCGCUGCUUAGUUCACCUGCCGAGUUGGUCAUGACAUUGCAACAGCGCACAGGACACUCGAUGGUGCGCACGACUCAAGAUGUCGUGCGGGCCUUUGGCGUCACGCGGCUCUACAAAGCGCUUCCCCUCACGAUGGCUCGUGAAAUUGUGUGGUGUGCCAGUUUUCUCGCACUUGGUCCCGUGUUUGGGCAGAAAUUGCACGUCCAUUUUCCAACAACGUUUGGGUCGUUGCAGGAUGCGUCCUUGUCCCAGCGCACUGCCGCAUCGUUGGCAGGCAGCGUGGCGGCUGGUCUUGUUGCAGUGUUUGCCACCCAACCUGUGGACACGGUGAAGACGAUUCUCCAAGGCAAGGCGCUGGAAUCCACCCCGUCGUACGCGCUCACGGAGGUCAAAUCUCUCUGGAGCCAAGGCGGCCUGCCCCAUUUAUACAAAGGCACAGUGCCGCGAGGUUUGCGCCUCAUUGGAGCCGUGUUUAUCUUGAGCGAAACGAAGAAGGUGCUAGAAGAUCAAAUGCACCGCUUUCGAGAAUCGAAUGUGGCGCUGCUUUAAGACGCUGAAAGACAACAGCGCCCUCGGUUAAAAAAAACGUGGCUCGAUUGUUCCUGUGCAAAUAGUUCAUUACUAGCAUGGAGCAUUUCAAAAUGCUGCGAAAUAUUAUCGAUUCAGUUUUC